Messenger RNA from Echinostoma caproni, 561 nucleotides. Lineage: Eukaryota; Metazoa; Platyhelminthes; Trematoda; Plagiorchiida; Echinostomatidae. The record is from the annotation of a GenBank genome assembly.
CUGCAACGAGAAUCAGGGAACUCAAUCGCCAGGGUAAUAGUCAUAUAUCUUAAAGCGAAUUCAGUUGGACCCUUCUUUCCGAACGUCCCGAUACGUGUUCCACUAUGGGUGGCACUGCUCCUUAGACAGCAACAGAAGUGUCGGAUUAUGCCACCGGAUUGGCUGACCGUUGAAAAGCUAAACGAAUGUAAAGAAGCAGAAGAGACCGACCCUGGUUGUACAGUUCCGCCACAUCGACAGUACACGGAAAUAGCCACGUUGUUACUUCAACACGCGGCGGAAGAUAUACAAAAUCCAGAGACUAUUCGCACAAUUGUUCGGGACCUGUGGGAUAUGCGCGUUGGUAAACUUGUGGCCUCGGUAACAGGUUUUAUCUCGAGCGGUGCCUCGACUGCUCGAGUCAGUCAGCUGACAAAUUUGGAACUAACAACACUUCGGAACUUCUUGACCAGCUCAAUGGAUCAAUUGACCAGUCUGCGACGGGCGGCUGCAGAUACGAGUCAACUUGGACUAAGCUCUUCAAAUCUCAGUCGAACUAAUCGAUCAUUUGUAAAUAACUGA